This is a messenger RNA of Neocloeon triangulifer, 1967 nucleotides long. RefSeq names its product orexin/Hypocretin receptor type 1-like. Bases 49 to 1716 code for a protein of 555 amino acids. Gene Ontology annotation, cellular component: membrane. Gene Ontology annotation, molecular function: peptide binding; neuropeptide Y receptor activity. Gene Ontology annotation, biological process: G protein-coupled receptor signaling pathway. The transcript has 6 exons. NCBI's taxonomy places the organism in Eukaryota, Metazoa, Arthropoda, Insecta, Ephemeroptera, Baetidae. The record is from RefSeq and is a predicted model, not a curated record.
CAAAAGCGUCGGGUCAACGGCGGUGCACCCUCGGAUCCUCCGAACCAGAUGGUCAGACAAGUGCAUGCGCCGCGGCGUAGGGCGUCGGUGCGUGGCGGGUGGCGUGCCUGCGACUCCCUUUCAGUCUGCAGCAGGAUGGUCGUCGAGGCGCCCGCUCUUUUCGGGGGCGGCUCCCACCGUUUCGAACUCAAUCUGUCAGCCCUGGACGAAGCGGCCCUGGCCAACCUGACCUUGUCCCUGCACGAGGUGAUCAAGGACUUCGCCAGCAGCAUGUUUGUCUACCACGAGCCGGGCAACGUGGCCCUCAUCUCGUGCUACGUGCCGCUCUUCCUGCUCGCGGCGAUCAGCAAUGCUCUUGUCAUCGGCGUCGUUUCCAAGUACAACCACCUGCGGAGCGUGACGAAUUAUUUUCUGGUCAACCUGAGCGUGGCUGACCUAUUGGUGACUUUGAUCUGCAUGCCUAUGGCUAUCGGGCAGGCUGUGAAUCGACUCUGGCUCUACGGCGACAUCAUGUGCAAGCUCACUUACUAUUUACAAGGUGUGUCCGUGGGUGCAAGCGUGUUUACCAUCACAGUCAUGAGCAUCGACAGGUACCUCGCCAUAAGACACCCGAUAGCAUUCCGCAAAGUGUUCAAUAGACGUUCCACAAUCAUGGUGAUUGUAGCGCUGUGGGGAGUGUCGCUGUUGCUGUUUGCACCGCUGCUUGUGGUGCGCCAAACUAGCCGGGUCAUGGUCGAGGGCACUGACCAUCAGUUGUCCUUCUGCCUGGAGCAAUGGGGCACCCCUAAGCACCGUCGCUCCUACAGCAUCCUCUGCUUCGUGCUUGUGUAUGCCGUGCCCGGAUCCAUUGUCAUGCUGGCCUAUUCGCUAAUGGGUCGUCGUCUUUGCGCCGCCAGCCUUUUGCAACAGAUCGACGCAAGUGCGGCACCGGGAGUGUCGCGUUACCAAGCUGGAGGCGAGCGACUGGUGAGGGACCGAAAACGCGUGGCCAGAAUUCUGCUCCUCCUGGCCAUACUUUUCGCCUUCUGCUGGCUGCCCUACAACAUUCUGAACCUGCUGCUGGACCUAGACGAGCAACGACCAAACUCGGAGCAAAUCUUCGCUCUCCUCCCUUUCACCCUUUUGCUAGGACAUGCAAAUUCCGCCAUCAACCCUCUGCUGUACUGCUUCUUGACACGGAACUUUAGGAAUACGGUGCGGCAAAUGUUUUCUCCCGUUUGUGCGUGCUGCCGGGUGGAGGACGCGGGCUCCGCUAACAGAGCUGUGAUUUCCCCGCCAAACCAAAACGGCCACGUUUGUUCUACAUACCAAUUUCGCAGAUACAAGACUCGGGUACCGAUGGGAGCCAACGCCGCUCUGCGCGACUGCGAGCGCGACGACUCGCCCAACCAGAUGAAGGCCAAAAGCUCUGAGUUGGUGGAAAUGCGGAGCCUGAACAGGGCCGGUUCUAAUCCCGGGGUCGAAUGUGCGGCGACCCACUCGACCUCAAGUUACGCGCGCGGCCGACUGACCUACAGCUCGUCCAGCGGCUACGACUCUUGUCCGGCGGCGCUGACCUACAGCUCCAAUCAGGGCAACAGCUCGAGCACCCUGGCCUGCACCACAAACUUCAUCGACCACAGCCCGCACCGCAAAUGCUUUCUGCGGCACUCAAGGCACUUGUCAACGCCGAACGAUUCGUCCGUGCCCAUUUCGGCGCAGCAGUGCCACUUUUAAAGAAGGGCUCGUUUUUUUAUCGUUGGCGCUUCAACUUCGCUUUAGAGACUUGGCUAAUUGCAAAAGUCAAUUAGUUUGACGAUGAUGGUUGGUGUUAAAACGCUGCUGGUAAAAAUUCAUUUUGACUGCCACGGGGAGUUUCCACGGCUCUCUGUGGAAGUUAAACUUUUACUUGUUUUUGCAGAUUCGUUUUAUGUUUGCGCUAAUGUAAACAAGAACAGCAAGGCUGAUUUGAAAAUUCUAUACGCGCA